AUGACGACCUCUGAACAGACUGGCAUGGGGAUGGGCAUGGAUGCUCUCUCUGCAGCCAAGAACGAGCACCUGAAUAUUGGCGGACAGCUGGCUGCGUGGAACUUGAGGGCAGCUGCAGCUUGCAACUUGAUCAUGUCGUUUUUGUGGGAUGGGAACGAGUGGGUGCUUGCUCCCGUUCUCUCGGAGUCUCAGAAUUUUGGAUCUCGUCGUAGGGGGACAGCAGCGGCAGGAGGCGCGCUCGGAGAGGUUGAUAAGCUGGAUGCAAAGAGGGCAUAUGGAGAGGAGGUCAUGGCAGAUGCCAUUUCUGUGUUUCUGCAUGCCUUCCACCCGGUGAAACUGGGAGACACUGACUGGCUGGACGAUGCAGCAACAGUGAUGUUCCAGAAUUCCUCCACUGAGCUUCAGCGCUAUGUCGUGCGUGUCCUGCGCUUCCUCCUGGGAUCACAUGCCAACGCGCUUAGCCACUUCCACACCGCCAACGUCGCGCCUGCUCUCUUCUCCCGCCCUUUCUUCUUCUUCGACUCCGUUCUGCUCUCGGAAGAAAGCACAGCUCGCACAGCAAGUGGGGCUGCUGUUGCAGGAGAUAGUGAAGCAAGUGGCGUGGAUGUGGGGGGAACAGCACAUGAAGGCAUGGCUGGAAAGCCUCCUCUCUCCAUCCCGAUUCCAUCUCCGGGACCCAUUCUCCGCAAUUCCUCUGGUCUCAGAAAUGAGUUCGGCUCUCCCAGCAUUACAACCCCACACAACCCAGCUGCAUGGCUGGACCCUCCCAAGAUGUCCACUGCUUCACCCCAAGUCCCUGCAUGGACCCCUUCCUCCAUUGCUGCUGCGCGAGGCAGUCCUGCUCUUUCCACCCCAAAACUCCAGGGCUUAGGCAGUCAGGAGGAAAGUACAGGUUGGCGAGAUUGGCAGAACGCACAGUCAUCAAGGGCACAAGCUGGGGGGGGAACACCGGUGAAGAGCAUGGGGUCGGGGGAAAGCCAAGUGAACACGCUGCAACCUUCAGGCGCUGGCAAAAGAGAAUCCAAAGAUUUGGAUGCAAACGAGGAGUAUGUUGCUCUUUCAAUCGAUCGCAACGCUGAGGAUCUCAGGAGCAGCAUUCUCGCACUCGUUGAGCUCUCUGCCUCACUGGACUGGCAAGAGGACCUCCAGCAAGAAUUCCAUGCUGUUCUUCAUGCCCUGCUCAGCUGCUGCCGAGUACCAUCCGAAUCCCAGCUGCUGUCUCAAGCCUUGCAGCGCAUGCUCCAGGUUGGAGACCGAAUCGUGCCCUGCCUUCUCUCCACGGCGUGCGGUGACCACAUUGGGGAGGUCAUUGAACGGCAGCAGGCUGCUUACCUCCUCAUGGAUGCUCAAGGCUUCUUUCUUGAGCCCAUGCAUGCUGGUUCAGAAGUAGCUGACGGUGCCGCUGAUGUUGCUGACACUGCUGCUGGUGUCACUGCAGCAGGUGAAACUGGAUCAGUGGUGUCUCGGUCAGGUCGUCUGGUUCUUGAGGUUGAAUCGCUGAGAGAGGAGUGGCAGGAGGCGAGGGAGGUGGUGCUGAAGCUUCUGGAGUCGUAUCUGGAGUGCUCGCCCUCUUUGCUGGCUCAGGCUGCCACCAGCCCACAGACGUUCAUGCCCUUGCUAUGGCUGCUGCGGGAAAAGAACUUGCGACCCUUGGUUCUUCAGCUCCUUUCCCUGCUCAUGAAUGCCCCGGUGUCUGACCCAUCGGUUAAGUCAACUCUGUUCAAGCGGUUCUUUGAGGCCAUGACUGUGGCACGCAGUGGCAAGAAAUUAGGGGACGCGGGCGGAGGAGGAGGAGACGGGCGUGGGGUGGGGAGAGGUGGAGCUGCGGCUGGUGGCACAGGGCUCAGUGGGGAAGAUGCAGCGGAACAGCUACAGGCGAUGCUGGCAGUGGUGCAGGAGGUGGUGAAGGAGGAUGAGAGCUCAGUAAACCAGAACCUCUGUGUGAACGUGGACGCCUUUCCUCGCCUCAUUGGCCUGUUACGGGCUGUGCUGGUCAAGCAUGUUGGGCCAGGCUUCCGUUCCCUUGCGCUGUACCUGCCCUCUCAUUUCGAUGGAGCCUGCCCGCCGGUGCUGCUGAGUGCGGUCAUGGACAUGGCCAUGGACUGCCUGGCCGGGGAUCAGGCCCAGGGCAGCAUCCACUCACCCAAUGCCGUCAUCCUCUGGCUCCGCUUGCUGCACAAGGCCGACCCGCAGCAGAUAGUUUCUGGUCUCCAGUCAUUGCACAACCUGCUUGACCGCUCUGCUGGCAACUGUGCUGCCUGCUCCCGUGCUGGCCUCAUGUUUGACCUCCUAGAGUGGCUGGGAGAGCUGGAAGGGGAGCAUCUGGACGGCACUGAACCCAAGGAACGCGUCCUCUGGGGAAAAGUUCGGGAGAGUUAUAGGAAGCGCGUGGAUGAGACAGGGGAGCGUGGGGCGGAGAAAAUGGAUAUGGUUGGCACUGGAGGUGGUAAGAAUGAGGGGGAAAGCAGAGGGCGCAUGGUGAAGCUGACCCGAGAGAAUGUGGAGGCGAUACUUGCUCUGCUGUCGAAGCUGAUAGCGAAGCUGGGGCAGCACAGCAUCAACGGUAAGGAGAUUGCUGCGAUCUUCAAGCUGAUGAGGAGCACCGCCGAUGGAUGCCGUCCCAAGAGGGUGUCGUUGCUGCUUCGCACACUCGUGGGCGUGCUAAGCCAUGAUGGCCCGGCUUCUUACUUCGAGAUGGACGGGUCUGAGUCGGGUCUUGAGAUCCCCACUGACUUCCGCUUCCCCUGCACCAAGGGUUACACCUUUUGCUGCUGGGUGCGCUGUGAAUAUUUUCCAAACUACGAUGCAGCCAGCAUCGCCGGCAUCGCGAGCAGUGGCGGUGACAACAACAUCAGCACGGCGCGGGGCAGCAGCCUCAGAAAGAAGGGGCCGGAAAUCAGCUCAGAACCCAAGGAGCCAAGCAUGAGAUCGAUCACACGCAGGGGACAUUGGUUGGGCGAGUCCCUGAGUGUUAGUGUCCGAGACGACAGCCCCAUGACGCUCUUCAGCUUCUACACGGACCAAGGCAACGGCUGCAGUGGCUUCCUCACCAAGGAUUCCCUCCUUAUCCAUGUGGCUGGAUCACGGGACGUGAUAGUGGAGGUGCCUCACAGCAUGGCCCUGCGCCACUGGCAUCACAUCGCCAUCUCCCACUCCACCGCAACCUUUUCCUCCGCUAGCAUGCUCCGAGUCUACAUAGACGGCGUUCUGGUAGGCAAGGCCAAGUGCAGCUAUCCGCGCCUGCAGGACCCUCUGAUUCGCGCUACCAUAGGAGCUUCUGCGCCUCUGCCCCAGUCGGACUCUCGCUCCUCUAACUUGUUCCAGACCUCGCAUCCUUUUCAGGGUCAGAUUGGGCCGAUCUACCUUUUCAGCGACACUCUCACUUCCCCUCAGCUCUCUUGCGUCUACAAGCUAGGCCCUGGCUACAAUCACACGUUCCAACCCACGGAUGUAGCCCUCCUGCGUACACAGGUAGACAAUGCAAUUCUUGCACUCUUUGAUGGACCCGACUCGCUCAGCUCCCGUAUCGCUCUAAGCUUUAACGCACAAGCAUAUGCCGCCGGUCUGGUUCUUGACACCUCCCCUGCCUGGCUGCUGUCCCAGCAGCAGACUGCUAACAGCGCUGCCGCCGCAGCUGCUUUGGCCCGUGCGAGUGUCUCCCCUGUUCGUGUGUUUGACGCGGCAAUGCUUCCAGGAGUGCAGCGGUGCCAUCGGCAGCGGCUGCAGCAGGUGUUGAGCACAGUGGGUGGCGUUUCAGCCCUCUUGCCUCUCUUCACGCAGUUAGAUCUGCCAGUUGUGGGAAGUGAUAGCAGCAUGGGGGAGGGAAGGGUGGUCGAAGGGGAUGGGCAGUUGGCAGUGGAUAUUAUCAACCUGCUUACAGAGAUCCUGGCUGGGAGCACGGGGAGUCAGCAGGCGAUGCUGUCUAUUGGGGGGUUUUCUGUGAUCAACUUCUUGUUGCAGCAUGUCUCACCCACACAUCUGACAGCUAGUCUCGUGCUCACACUGGAGAACAUGGUGGACUCAUUCGCCGAAGAAAUUGAACAAAGCCUUCGGGAGCGCAUGGUUCGUGGUGUCAUCAUCUCUCUAUACAUGGACGCCUCUCUCUGGAUUUAUGCGCCAUACAUCGUGCAGCGGGAGCUCUUUGUAUCCCUCCAGCGCCACAUGGAGCGACGAUCGUGGCUCGUGCCCUCCGUCUGCUCCCUGCCCCGCCUCCUGGAUUUAGUUCGUCGGGUUUACUGGGACAAGCCGCAGGGCCGACACGCCAUCGGGGUGAAGCCCCUAGUAGAGCCUGUCACUCGACGUGUGCUCGGCACACGACCGCAUCCUCAGCAAGUAGGCAAGCUGCGGCUGCUGGUUCUGAGCCUGCUGCAGCACGUUCUGAAAGGCGGGUUCACAGAGGCAGAUGUGAAGGCGCUGGUGGUGUACAUGGAGGCGAGCAAGGACGCUGGGGCAGUGAAGGAUGUGCUGCAAACAAUCUUCGGGCUGAUUGCACAGCCCAACCUUGCCAAGUCAUUUCUGGAGCACAUAUCAGCACUAGCUGGACCGCAAAUAUUUGUUGGACUGCUUGCCAGGCCGCAGGAAGAGAUUCGCAUCCUCGCGCUGUGCCUCAUACUCACCCUGAUGAACGAAAUGAAGAAGCAGGCCCCAGCAGCCAAAGCUGGCACCAGGGGCGCAUCUGGUAGAGGAGGCUCAGGUCGAACUCGAGGCUCGGCACGGGCAGGAGGAUUAGGGAGGAAUUGGCUUGGGAUGCAGGAAGAGGAGGAGGAGGGGGAUGAGGACGAGCGUUGGGAUGAGGAGCAGGAGGAGAAGAUGCUUCUCGACCUUACAUGCCAGCAUCUGAUGCCUUACGGUCUCUCUCAUGGGCUUGAGACUCUGCUCUUUGAUCUUCUGCUUGGUGCAUCACCCACCGAUCACCGGUCGGUUCGCACGCACACACAUGAGGCCAUGGUUCACAAAAAGCUUCCGCCCAAAACCACUCAUGCCAUUCCUCCUCGCAUGCCUAUGCCAUCAGCGGGACAUGCAGCAGCACCAGCAGCAGCAGCAGCAGCAGCAGCAGCAGCAGAGGGAGCAACUCCAGCCUUUGGCAUGCCCCGCAGUGCCUCUGCCCCGCAUCCCCCUGAGCCUGAGCCACAAGGAGCAGCUAAAAGCAGAGCUGCGCAAGGAAGAGCUCAUGGAGAACGUGGAGACCAAUCAGCAGUCAGAGCAAUAGUGUCAGAUCCAUUGCCUGCAGCUCCAGCCGUAUCCACCUCCUUUAAUAACUUCACGUCUGGAGGCAAGCCCUCCCCCUGGGGCAUCCUUCCGCGCAGGGGCGGAGGAGAAGCAGGCAGCUCGCGCAAGUCAAUAGUGAAACCUGAGAUGCUAAGGCUGCUGCUGCCUCUUAUGGUUGGACAGCUGAGGCUGGCGGCUAGCUCGUCCGAAGCAGGUAGCAGAGGGGGUGUAGGCAGAAGCGGCUCAGGCAGCAGGCCAGGAAGUAGCAGCAGUGCUGCUGGGGAGGGUAGUUUGUCAGCACGCGGAGUGAAGGUGGUGGAGGAUACGCUGAAAAAGCUGGGUGAUUUAAUCUCCAACAGCAAAGCCAAUAGACUCAAGCUGCUGGAGCAACGGGGCUGGCAGCAGUGGUUGCUGGAUAUUGUGGUCACCGGUUUGGACCUUACAGCCCCAAGGAACUCUAGGUCAAAUGCCGAGCAUGCAGACAAAGGCAAAGACACGGCAGAGCAGCACACUCAGGGAAGGCCCCCAGUUCCAGGACCAGCAGGGGGAGGGAAGGACGCAGCGGAGGGUGAGGAAGGGCAGCCGCCACUGCCUCUUCAGCCUGGGGGAGGGUUGGAACUGGUGUGGGUGCAUGUGCGGCGCAUUUUCCUGGCGGCACACUCGUUUGCAGUGCAAAAGGUGCAGGGCGGGUGGAGGCAUGUGGCGGAAACUGUCAACGUACUGCGCAUCUAUGGUGAAAGGGGCAAGCUGCCAUACGCGGGUCUGCUGCGUGUGCUGCUGGGCGAGUUGCUGGGCGUGGUGCCGCUGCUGUGUUCCACGAGGGACCACCUGUUGGAGCAGCCCGUGCACGCCAACCUGCUCUACCUUUUCGUCCUCGUGCAAGAGCUCGUCAUCCGCGACUCUUGCUACAUCUUCCCUCCUCCGCACCUGCCAGCGGAGGAUUCAGGGAAGGCUGUAAAUCCUUCCAGGCGGAGUGCCACUGGUGAUGCUCUUGACAGGGGAAGAGAUGGCAAUAGUGCUGCUGGCGAUGGUGGCAUUGAGGACGUGGAAAGGCAGAGCGGGGAAGGGAGUCGAGAAGAGGAUGCGGAAGCAAGAGGAACAGGCGAAGGCAGGCCAGGGGUGUGGAACACAGUGGAUCGGAGUGCUCUUUCCACUAUUUUCCAGAACAUGCUUCCUGAUGACGAUUUGGGCCCUGCUGCCGCCAGUGCAGAGCUCGCAUGCAGUAUCUUGGGCUCCAAGCUGGUUGAAAGCAAGUGGCGGGUGUACGAGCACUUCUGGACGGUCAUUACCAUCAUGCACAACAAGGCGGAGGCAGCAGAGGCCCUUGCAGCAGGCAUGCUCCAAUCUGACGAUGAUGACCCUGAAGCACUACACCUGCCGGUCCACCCAGCGUUCCUCCCACCUCCUCAGCCGCCCUCGCCUCCCCACCGCUCCUUCCUCCAGCCCAAACCCGAUUCCUCAGCUGCUUCUGCUGCCGUGCCGCACGGGAGUGGGAGACAUGGGAGCGACAAGGGGAGUGCGCGACAGGGGCUGUUGCGUAGCUUAACAGUCACAGCAGAGGCUGUGGAGACUGAGAGGCCAGCAGGCGAGGUGGCAUUGGAGGAGGUAGAGGAGCAGAUGCUGGACUUGGCUCGGCAGGGGUGUCCGUGGUUUGUGCUGCGCCUGGUGCUGAUCUACAUGUUCGAAGCUGAGCUGCCCGCGCUUCAUCGCUGCCUGAACCACUUCGUGGUGCUCCUGCCUGUCGUCUUCCCUAAUGACGAUGACAACCGCCUGCACAACCAGGCCCACCUCUUCCUCUGGGCGCUUCUCGAAGCUCGGGCGCUAGUGGGUGACAUGAAUGACGGGGCACGGGGCCACAUCAUAGCCCAGUGCACUCGUGACGUCUUCCUGGCGAUCAUGCCCAUCCUGGCGCGCUGCAUCGAUGAACGGGGCGGCCCUCCCGCGUACACCCCUGUGGACUUUUCUCUGAUGACAGGAGGCAUGCUGGAUGAUGAGGGGGAGGAGGGGGAGGAGGAGGAAGAUGAUGAGGAUUCGGACGAGGAAGUUUUUGCCUAUGGAAUGGGGAGUAGCAGCAGUGGCACAGGGCAUGGGGCAGCUGAAUCGUCUGGGCUGUCUGAGGCAGAGUCGCAGGGUGCGGCAGGAGAGGGGGAGCAGCAGAGGCAUCCUCUUUAUGAAGUGAUCCAUGCUGACAGAGUGCACAGUGCAGCGCGCACCGAGUGUGACCACGUCAUGUUCAUCGUGACCUCUCUCAACGACAGCUUGGUGGACAUCCAGCCUGACAUCGAAGCAUGGGAGGAGGCCCAGCAGGAGCGGCGGCAGGAGAUGGAGCAGCAGCGGCGGAGCGUGCUCGGCGGGAUGAUGGAGCAGGAAGCCAAGCGGCGUGCCGUUGCGACACUUGCAUACGCGGAGCAGCAGCAGAACGCCAAGGCAGCUUGGAACGCCCUGUACACAAGUGAUGCUGGUGGUUCAGUGGCAGGAGAUGCUUCGGCAUCUUUUGCGAAGAGCAGCAGCUACGACAUGGGGGAGGGAAUGAUGCGAGCGGGAUCAGUGGGAGGGGAUGUGCAGCAGCAGCAUGGGAGGGUGGUGUCGAAUGUGAACGUGGACCGGGACUUGAUGGAGGAGAUGGCGUUGCUGCAGCAGAGCAACGAGCAGAGCCAGUCAGGGCAGGGAGGGAAGAAGGGCGUGCAGGAAGGGGAGGUGGAGGGGACAGGUGUGGCAAGUGCUCGUGGUUUUCCAACAGAAGGCAUGCCAGGAGCAUUGGAGGAGAUCCCCUGCAUCCUCCUCACCACCAAGCGCAAGCUGGCGGGCCGUCUGCACAUCUCCCACACAGAGCUGCACUUUUACGUGGACUUUGCCAUGGACAGCACAGAAGACUUUCUUCUCUUCCACCCUGACGGCUCCCUCCACAACCCCCACUCCCUUUCCUCCUCUGGCUCCGUUUCCGGCGGAGAGAAAAUCCCUCCUAAGGAGCGAUGGAAGCGUGUGAUACAGAAACUGCUGUUUGUAGCUAGGUUCCAGCCGAACGAGAAGACUCUGGAGAAAGUGACUCUAAGGAUGCGCAAGCACACGGAUAUUCUGGACGACGUGAAGAUGCACCGAAUGUGGUCGCUCUCUGAGCUCGCUAGGAUCCGCAUGACACGCUACCUCCUCCGCCCAUCCGCCUUUGAGCUUGAUUUUUCCUCGUCGCAGCCCCCUGCCUUCUUCUCCUUCUCCUCGCCUCAGCUAGCUGACAAGGUCGCCCACCGUAUCCUGGCUAUCGCCAACCGCGGGACCGCGGCUCGCAGCAGCAAGCUGGUUGACUUUGUGGACAGGAAGAGAGGGCAGGAACUGGCAGAGAAAGCGAGGUCCCAAUGGAGCAAGCGGAAAAUCUCCACCUUUGAUUACCUCAUGAUCCUUAACACCCUUGCUGGGCGCACGUACAACGACCUCAUGCAGUACCCUAUUUUUCCAUGGGUUAUUGCGGAUCAUACCUCGGCCAAGCUGGAUUUGUCAAAUGGAGAGACGUUCCGAGAUUUGAGCAAGCCGGUUGGGGCACUGAACCCCAAGAGACUAGAGGGUGUGUUUUAUCCGCUGACUAUCUCUGUCCAUUCUUCCCUUCAUCUGCUGCUUUUUGCUUCCACUCGCCUGCCACAGCUGUUCAAGGAGCGAUAUGACAGCAUGGAUACCGACAUUCCAGGCUUCCUGUACGGAUCGCAUUACUCCUCUGCUGGCGUCGUGCUCUACUUCCUCAUCCGCAUGGAGCCCUUCGCCACGCUCCACCGGCUGCUGCAGGCGGAUCGUUUGUUUGACAGCGUGGCGUCGGCGUGGGACAACUGUCAGAGCAACACGAGCGAUGUGAAGGAGCUGCUGCCAGAGUUCUUCUACCAGCCGGAGUUUCUGCGCAACAACUGCUGCUUCGACCUGGGCCUCAGGCAGGACGGGCAGGCGCUUGACGGCGUCAUCCUGCCUCCCUGGGCCAAGGUGCGUGCGUCUCUUGUCUCGUGCCUCUUGGGACUAGCUGUACUCCGUCCUCCCACGAGCGACGUGAAGGAGCUACUGCCAGAGUUCUUCUAUCAGCCGGAGUUUCUGCGCAACAACUGCUGCUUCGACCUGGGCCUCAGGCAGGACGGGCAGGCGCUUGACGGCGUCAUCCUGCCUCCCUGGGCCAAGGGCUCCCCAGAGGAGUUUGUGCGCCUGCAGCGAGAGGCCCUGGAGAGCGAGCACGUGAGCGAGAGGCUGCACCACUGGAUCGACCUUGUGUUUGGCUACAAGCAACGGGGGGAGGCGGCUGUUCAGGCGGACAACGUGUUCUACUACCUCACCUACGAGGGCGCUGUGGACAUUGAUGCAAUCACCGACCAGACCAGGCGCACAGCCAUCGAGCAGCAGAUCGCAGCCUUCGGCCAGACCCCCAUCCAGCUCUUCACACGCCCCCACCCCGAGCGCGGCCCGCCUGUCCAAAUCACCCGCCCGCUCCGCUUCUUCCCCUCCUCCAUCUCCCUCUCCGCAAUCAUCCCAGCUCCGCCCACCCCGGCUGUUCCCUCCCCUGUGAUUCCCGCAUUCGGUGGGGGCGUGGGGAAUCCUGGGGGGAGGACGAGGGGGGGGAAGGGGAGGUCGGAGGAUGAUAUGGCUGUGGUGUUUAUGGAGGUGGUGGGGCGCACGGUAGUGAGUGUGACGAGGGGGCAGGUGCUGACAGUGCGCUCGUGGAAUGCACCAAAGAAGCGCGUGAAAGUGGGAAUGGACUAUAGCAUCAGCUUGGGUGACCCAAGCCGAGUGUGCAGGAUUGGAGCGCCUCUCUCUGCUCCCGGAGCUAGCAGCCACGGCGACUGCUUCGGGGUCGUACCAGGAGCCACCUCAGCAUUCCUCUUCUCUGGGGGCCACUGGGACAAUGCCAUUCGCAGCACGUCCGUAGACGAUGCUGCCACUGUUCAGGCGUUGCAGCAGCACAGUGACCUCGUCACUUGCCUUUCAGUGUCCAAUGACGGUAACUGGCUCGCCACAGGCAGCCGAGACACAACAGUCAUGAUCUGGCGCAUCGACCACCUGGGAGCGCACACACAUGCUCAAGGUGACCCCUUCAUAUCCUCCAAGCCCCGCGCAGUGCUCUGCUCCCACGACGACGCUGUCACCGCUGUCAUCGCCUCCUCCGAGCUAGAUCUGAUUCUCUCCGCCUCUCUGGAUGGCUCCCUCGUCUUUUCCAAUCUCCGCACCGCCCGGUUCCUGCGGUCGCUGCAACACCCCAACGACUGCGCAAACGAGGCGCUGCGCAUCGCCCUCUCCGCGCCUCUCGCUCGCGUUGCAGUCUACUCCGACGCCGCCCGCAUGCUCCACGUGUGCUCCAUCAACGGGGGGUGGCUGGAACAUGCACUAGUGGACGAACCGAUCACGCAUCUGACCUUGUCUCGUUGUGGAGAGUUCCUCGUCACGGCGUGCAGCGCAGGGUGGGACACUGGAGGGGCGGGCGGUGGAAGAGGGGGGGGUGGCAGUGGUCGGGGGGGGGGAGGAUCAGAAGCGGGGAUGGUAGUGGUGAGAUCCAUGCACACGCUUGAGCCACUGCUGCUUUUUGAUGGGGUGGGGUCGCCAGCAGCAUCGAUCACAACGACUGAGGAGGACGCCAUUCUUGUGGGCCUUGAGGAUGGCAGGAUGCUGCUGUAUGCUCUCAAGCUCUCCUCGCAUUAG
Molecule: messenger RNA, 10866 nt
Organism: Closterium sp. Naga37s-1
Lineage: Eukaryota; Viridiplantae; Streptophyta; Zygnematophyceae; Desmidiales; Closteriaceae
Source: the annotation of a GenBank genome assembly